Messenger RNA from Sorex fumeus (smoky shrew), 3353 nucleotides. RefSeq names its product semaphorin 3E (gene SEMA3E). Gene Ontology annotation, molecular function: chemorepellent activity; semaphorin receptor binding. Lineage: Eukaryota; Metazoa; Chordata; Mammalia; Eulipotyphla; Soricidae. The transcript is spliced from 17 exons. Bases 313 to 2640 code for a protein of 775 amino acids. Gene Ontology annotation, biological process: semaphorin-plexin signaling pathway; negative regulation of axon extension involved in axon guidance; axon guidance. The record is from RefSeq and is a predicted model, not a curated record.
UUUUCCCGAACCUAGAGGUGGACUUGGAGAAACAAGCCUCAGGCGGGGCAUGACUGUGAAGACGCACGCCUUGGAAUGUCCCCUGGCUCCCGGAUUCUAGACAACUGUCCGCAGGCAAAAGAGGUCUUCCGUAGCCCGCGACAGCCUGACACAUGGCACUUUGGGACUGUGCUCUCUGAUGACAGCGCGUUCGGUUUCUGACAAAGCCUCUCUCGAGCACGCUGUCUCCGGAGGGGAGUCCUGAGGCCAAGUCAAAGCCGCCUGAAAGUGAGGCUCUGCCGCGGGCUGGCACCGGGGGCUCCGCUCGGCAGCAUGGCAUCGGCUGGGCACCUCGUGCCCUUGCUCCUGUGCGUCGCGCUCCUGCAGCUCUGGACCGCGGGACACACGGCGGAUACCACUCACCCUCGCUUAAGACUGUCACACAAAGAGCUCUUGGAUCUAAACAGAACAUCAGUCUUUCGUAGCCCAUUUGGAUUUCUUGAUCUCCACACAAUGUUGCUAGAUGAAUACCAAGAGAGACUCUUCGUGGGAGGCAAAGACCUUGUGUAUUCCCUCAGCUUGGAACAAAUCAGCAAUGACUAUAGAGAGAUACACUGGCCUACCACAGCACUAAAAAUUGAAGAAUGCAUAAUGAAAGGAAAAGAUGCAAGUGAAUGUGCAAAUUAUGUUAGAGUCUUGCAUCACUAUAACAGGACUCACCUCCUGACCUGUGGUACUGGAGCUUUUGACCCACACUGUGCCUUUAUCAGGGUUGGCUAUCAUUUGGAGGACCCCCUGUUUCACCUGGAGUCACACAGAUCUGAGAGAGGAAGGGGCAGAUGUCCUUUUGAUCCCAGUUCUUCCUUCAUCUCCACAUUGAUUGGUAGUGAAUUGUUUACUGGGCUCUAUAGUGACUACUGGAGCAGAGAUGCUGCGAUCUUCCGGAGCAUGGGACGACUGGCGCAUAUUCGCACUGAGCAUGACGAUGAGCGCUUGUUGAAAGAACCAAAAUUUGUGGGUUCAUAUAUGAUCCCUGACAAUGAAGAUAGAGAUGACAACAAAGUGUAUUUCUUUUUUACUGAGAAGGCUCUGGAGGCAGAAAACAAUGCCCACGCAAUUUACACCCGAGUUGGGCGACUUUGUGUGAAUGAUGUAGGUGGACAAAGAAUACUGGUGAAUAAGUGGAGCACUUUUCUAAAAGCGAGAUUGGUUUGCUCUGUACCAGGAAUGAAUGGAAUUGACACGUAUUUUGAUGAAUUAGAGGAUGUUUUUUUGCUGCAUACCAGAGAUCAUAAGAACCCAGUGAUAUUUGGACUCUUUAACACUACCAGUAAUAUAUUUCGAGGCCAUGCUAUAUGUGUCUAUCAUAUGUCUAGCAUACGAGCAGCUUUUAAUGGACCAUAUGCUCACAAAGAAGGACCUGAGUACCACUGGUCACUCUAUGAAGGAAAAGUCCCUUAUCCAAGGCCUGGUUCUUGUGCCAGCAAAGUAAAUGGAGGGAGGUAUGCAACCACUAAAGACUAUCCUGAUGAUGCCAUUCGAUUUGCCAGAAGUCAUCCACUUAUGUACGAGCCCAUAAAACCUGCCCAUAAAAAACCAAUACUCGUGAAAACAGAUGGAAAAUAUAACCUGAAACAGAUAGCAGUGGAUCGAGUGGAAGCUGAGGAUGGCCAAUAUGAUGUCUUGUUUAUUGGGACUGAUAAUGGUAUUGUGCUAAAGGUAAUCACAAUUUACAACCAAGAAACAGAAUCAAUGGAAGAAGUUAUCCUUGAAGAACUUCAAAUUUUCAAGGAUCCAGUUCCUGUUAUUUCUAUGGAGAUUUCUUCAAAGAGACAACAACUGUAUGUUGGCUCGGCUUCUGCUGUGGCUCAAGUCAGAUUCCAUCAAUGUGACAUGUAUGGAAGUGCUUGUGCCGAUUGCUGCCUGGCUAGAGAUCCUUACUGCGCCUGGGAUGGUAUCUCCUGUUCUAGAUAUUACCCAACAGGAACACAUGCAAAAAGGCGGUUCCGCAGACAAGAUGUUCGGCAUGGAAAUGCAGCUCAGCAAUGCUUUGGACAGCAGUUCGCUGGGGAUGCUUUGGAUAAGACAGAAGAGAGACUGGCCUAUGGCAUAGAGAACAACAGUACUUUGCUGGAAUGUACUCCACGAUCUUUACAAGCAAAAGUCAUCUGGUUUGUUCAGAAAGGACGUGACACAAGAAAAGAGGAGGUGAAGACAGAUGACAGAGUGGUUAAGAUGGACCUUGGUUUGCUCUUCCUAAGGGUACGGAAAAUGGACGCUGGGAUCUACUUCUGCCAAACAGUAGAGCAUAGUUUUGUCCACACCAUCCGUAAAAUCACCCUGGAGGUCGUGGAAGAGGAGCGAGUGGAGGAAAUGUUUAACAAAGACUACGAAGAGGAUGGACCUCACAAGAUGCCUUGUCCUGCCCAGAGCAGCAUCCCACCGGGAGCAAAACCAUGGUAUAAGGAAUUUCUGCAGCUUAUUGGUUAUAGCAACUUCCAAAGAGUAGAAGAAUACUGUGAAAAAGUAUGGUGCACAGAUAAAAAGAGGAAAAAGCUUAAAAUGUCACCUUCUAAGUGGAAGUACGCCAACCCCAAAGAAAAGAAGCUCCGAGCCAAGGCAGAGCACUAUCGCCUGCCCAGACACACGCUGAGGGCCUGAUGGGUGGAAACGUCUAUUGGCUUCUGAAGGAUUUGUAUUUGGAAACAAAAAAUCAUCAAACUUAUCUGCAUUACUUAAAAUAUAUUUCUGUAAUACAGAAAUGACUAUAAAUGUGUUAUGAUAAAUUAUUCUAUAUACUCAUUUGACUGGCUAACUCAUAUAAAAUUAAUUUUUUAAACAAGUAUUCUGCUCAAUGAUUUCCCAUUAGAUUCACGGAAAAAUGUACAUUGAUGUCGUUUUUAGUACUUGGUUUAUUUUCCAUGGCAAUUAUUAUUUUACCCUUGGAUGAAAAUAUGAUUUCAAUGCUGUAGAAAAUGUAAAGACUUAAUCAUUAUAGGAAAAAAAAAUUAAAUGUUUUUAUUUCUCAGAGUUUUGCCUUUCAACCAUAAUAUAAUUUAUGUGGAAUAUCAGAUAUUUUGUCACUCCCAUAUUAUCUCUAUGUACUUUUACAGAUACUGAUUGGUGUUGUCUAAGCCUCUGAAUUUUAUGAAGCAGGUGUUUUUUAGUUUCUACAAACCAUGAAAGAAGUGUGGUCAAAUUGAGGCUUAUGCCUUUCAUAAAACAUUUAUUAAAUUACAUUCACAAUAUGUAAUUAUGGUUCAUAAUGAAAACACACACCCUUCAAAUUUUUCUCCAGUGUGGUAUCAAUAAAUUAAAGUAACUUCUCAGAAACAUAUAUGAAUGGCAAAACAAAACAGAUGGUUAGCCUUAGA